This is a messenger RNA of Ichthyophthirius multifiliis, 408 nucleotides long. RefSeq lists its product as hypothetical. The record is from RefSeq and is a predicted model, not a curated record. Gene Ontology annotation, biological process: NAD+ metabolic process; NADP+ biosynthetic process. The transcript is spliced from 4 exons. Gene Ontology annotation, molecular function: NAD+ kinase activity. NCBI's taxonomy places the organism in Eukaryota, Ciliophora, Oligohymenophorea, Hymenostomatida.
AUGUAAUUGAUCAAAUAUUUAAGAGAUGGAUUAAUUAUUUCUACUCCUACAGGCUCUACUGCUUAUUCAUUAAGUGCAGGAGGCCCUAUUAUCCAUAAUGAUGUUAGUUCUCUCAUUAUUGUACCUGUUUGUCCUCACUCUUUAUCUUUUAGACCUAUUAUUGUUUCUCCUUAAAUGAAAAUAAAAUUUAAGGUAUAUGUUUCUAACUAAAGCAGAAAUUUCGGAAACGUUUCUAGAGAUGGUUUUUUUUAAUUUAUUCUUAAAGCUGGUGAAGAAAUAGAAAUUACUUAAUCUUAGUUCGAUGUUUUAAUAAUUAAUAAUUAAGAUAUUAAAUAAAAUUAAUUUGAUUAUGUUUAAAAAUUAAGAAAAACGCUAAAAUGGAACAGUUAGUUUAAAGAAAAUAUAUGA